This is a messenger RNA of Rangifer tarandus platyrhynchus (Svalbard reindeer), 1797 nucleotides long. The record is from the annotation of a GenBank genome assembly. Lineage: Eukaryota; Metazoa; Chordata; Mammalia; Artiodactyla; Cervidae.
AUGGCGGCUACGCCGCCGCUGCGGGACCGGCUGAGCUUUCUGCACCGGCUACCAAUUCUCCUGAAGGGAACGUCGGAUGACGAUGUCCCGUGUCCGGGCUACCUGUUUGAGGAGAUUGCCAAGAUCUCCCACGAAUCCCUGGGCAGCAGCCAGUGUCUCCUGGAGUACCUGUUGAACCGUCUGCACAGCGGCUCUGGCCGCGUGAAGCUCAAGGUGCUGAAGAUCCUGCUGCACCUGUGUGGUCACGGCUCCUCAUCCUUCCUGCUCAUCCUGAAGCGCAACCCUGCCUUCAUCCAGGAGGCCGCGGUUUUCGCGGGGCCCCCGGAUCCUCUCCAUGGGAACAGCUUGUACCAGAAGGUGCGGGCGGCCGCCCAGGACUUGGGGGCUGCCUUGUACUCGGACGCCUUUUUACCUCCGCCUCCCUCCCAGCCUCCCAGGACCCUGCCUCCGGCAGGCAUGGGCUCCCAAUCCAGGCCCCAGAGCACUCUGCAGGGCUUUGGCUACAGCAAGGAGCGGGGUCACACAGGCUCCGCAGGUGAAGCCUUCCUGUCCACCAUCCAGAAAGCUGCAGAGGUGGUGGCCAGUGCCGUGCGCCCUGGGCCUGAGAGCCCCAGCUGCCAGAGGUCCCUUCUGCGGGGUGACGCCUACCAGCCGGCUGUGACACCUUCAGCCAGCCUCGGCACCCCCGCCUCCGGGGGCCCUCUACCCAUGGCCAGCCCAGGAGCGAGAGCAGUGAGACACCAGCCCGGGCAGGCUGGAGGCGGCUGGGAUGAGCUGGACAGCAGUCCUAGCUCUCAGGAGUCUUCCCAGGAGAACGAUGACUUGGGCAAGGCCUCGGACUCGGGCAGUCGGUCGGGCAGUGACAGCCCCUCGGGGGCCAGCCGGGCACCUAGUGACCUGGCAGAAAGGGUUGAGGCUGUGACCCUGAGUGACUGCCAGCAGGAGCUGAGCCUGGUCCGGACUGUGACCCAGGGGCAGCACACCUUCCUGAGCCGAGAGGAGGUGCAGCACUUCGUCAAAGAGUGUGGCCUCCUCAACUGUGAGGCUGUGCUGGAGCUGCUCAUCUGCCACCUGGCUGCCACCAGUGAGCGUGUUCAGAUGAGAGCCCUGGGUGCCAUCGCCUCCCUCGGGUGCACUGACCUGCUCUCUCAGGAGCGAGUCCUGCUCCUCGCCCGGCCUCGGCUGCAGGAGCUCAGUGCAGGCAGCCCCGGACCCGUGACCAACAAGGCCACCAAGAUCCUGAGACACUUUGAAGCCUCCUGCCGACAGUGGCCCCCUGCCCGGAGGCCCCCAGCCGAGCCUAGCCCUGCAGCCGCCCGUGUGGGCCCAUCAGACCUGCUGACCGACACCCUGCCUUUCACCGGGGGCCAGGCCUUCCUACAGCCUCUGAGUUCAGCUCUGUUUUCGCCCAAGGGCAGCAUGCCCCCAUCAGGGCUGCAGCCCAGCCCUGUGCCCCCAGCGUCCCCAGAGAGCUGCCCCCUUCCAGUCCCUGGAGCUGCCAGGGAGGCUGAGACCAGGCCGGCAGGUUCCAGAGACCAGUGGGCUGCAUCUGAGCAGGGCCCGCUCUGCAUGGACACCCCAAAGGGAGGGCCAAAGAUCAGCCUGGGCCCCGGCCACAGCUGCAGCUCCUUAUUUGCUGGCAUGGAACUGGUGGCCUGUCCCCGCCUGGUGGGGGCCGGGACUGCUGCAGAGGAUCCCCUCCCAGCCCACCAGGCUCCCUGGACGUUGUCACAGAGGCUGGCAGCAAAAGAGCCUUCCGGCUCUGAGCCAUCAGCUUUCGCAUUCUUAAACUCGUGA